CUGUAUUGUUGAAAGCAGAGCAUUUCACAACAAGCAAGCAGAAGGCGAUAACCCAAUCCUGUAUGGCAUUGUCCAGCCAACAAGCAAAGAGCAACUUGUUAAUGCACCAGCAUGGCAGUUUAUGACAAUCCCUAUAAACAAUGGAGCUGAAAAGCUAUUGUUAAGAGGGGACUGCGAGGGCCAGGUGAUACUUUGGAGGCUGGCAGAUGUGUCAGACCACCAGUUGAACCAGAUCCUGCAGGUGCAACCCUUCCAACCUCUGGUUUUCACACCUACACUCAACCACUCCAUGAUGACUGCCUGGGCUGCAAUGAUGCCUCCACCAAUAGGUGUUUUGGAUCAGUUGGAAGGCGAGAAAAACCCGCCGAGAAUCACAGCCAGCUUGUUUCUUCCACUACAAGGACGCCUUGCAUGUGGUCGUGAAGAUGGUUCCAUUAUCCUAGUUCCUGCUACAGAGACCAUCAUGUUACACCUCCUACAUGGGAAACACCAGCACUAUCACAAUUGGGCUCAGCCUAUGGUUCUUCGUGGCCACCAAGGGCGAGUCAACUGCCUUCUAUAUCCUCAUGGAGAAAGCUCACGUUAUGACAUGGCACAUCUUGUUUCGGGAGGAAUAGACUUUUCCAUCAAUGUGUGGGACAUGUACACAGGCAAUCUAGUACACAGAUUUGUUGUUCAAGCAGGACAAAUUCUCCAGCUACUUGUACCUCCUCCCACAUGUACCCCACGCAUACAGAAUUGCAUUUGUAGCAUAUCAGAAGACCACAGUGUUGCACUUCUAAGUAUAAAGGAACGAAAGCUAGUGCUGUUAGCCUCCAAGCACCUCUAUCCUGUUUUGACGGUGAAAUGGAGGCCUGAACAUGACUUCUUAAUGGUUGCUACACAAGAUGGAUCUGUUUAUGUCUGGCAGAUGGAAACAGGUCACCUUGAUCGGGUACUACAAGGCGUUACUGCAGAGGAGGUGCUUGGUGCUUGUGAUGAGCAUUCGGCGGCACCAGGGAGUGGUGCUGGAGGAGGCUCAGAUGCUGGUCUAGCCAACCCAGCUGUUCACCUGUUCAGAGGUCUGAGACAUCGUAAUUUAGCGGCCAUUAGACAUGCAGCCCAGCGUGGUAUACAACAAGUUUUAGGAGAACAAAACAAUUACCAAGACAUUCAUGAUAGCUCCAAGAUGCGCACUUGUCCACUCAUGAUCCAAGGCCUCCGCACAAACAAACAAGAUGCCAAUUCUCAUGUUCUCUUCUUUGACAUCGAAGCUCUUAUAGUUCAACUCCUGAGUGAUGAAUAUACACUGAUGUCUCCGGGAACUCUGGAAGCCAAUGAGUUGAUCAUGAGCAGUCAGUAUCAGCGCAUGAACGUGCUCACACACCCAGCAUCUCCUGAGGCUGCGAAAAAGAUAGCAGCAUUCUCUCUAGUUGAAGAGUUCUUCGGGAAAGUGAAGGAUAAAGCAGGAGAGAUGGAGAAGAAGAUGAAGGAAAAGGACAAGCAUGUGUACCAGGGAACUGUUUCACAGCACAGUAGUAAAUUGCAGUAUGGCUUGCUGUCGAGGGUCAAGGAAUCAGCCGAGAGUGUCCAGAAUUUGAUACAGAACAAGGUGGAUCAGUCCGGAUUCCGACCCACUACGCUCAGCUCAGCAAAGGAUGGCAGUAGUGGUCGUGUGCAAAUCCCCCGUCAUUUGGAUGUCACAGCCCAGACAUUGCAGAUUGGUCAGGUGCUCAUGUCUCUCCUUCACUCUUGGGGCCUUGAUCCCUCCCUGGAUCAGACAUGCGAGCAUAUAUUAGGCCUCCUGAAACCGAGAGUUCCAGUUUCCUAUGGUCUCAUUUCUAAAUCAGGGUAUAUGUCACUUUUAAUGCCAACUUGGCAUCCAGUGCGAGAUUCAGAGAUGCCUGCAAUUAAUUUACCACCAGACCUAGCUGCUGAACUCCCCCCAGAGAUGGUCAAACUAGAACACAGGACGCAAGUCUUCACGGGUCGAGGUCACUGGGAGAUUUCUCCUGCUCUUACCACACACCAUCUACUUGCACUUGUGUCAGUAGCAAACACUUUGCAGGACAUGAAUGCAGCAACACUCAUCCCAGAACAGGAACGUAGGCGCAAAAAUCACAUUCAAAGUUCUAAGGCCAACCAAUCAGUAAACAGUCAUGAAGAUGAUUUCUCUCGGCAGCAGUCAAUUAUAAAGCAGGGCUGGUCAACCUUAACAGCCCUGCACACAGUAUUAUUGCCUGAUUGUGUAGUUGCAGCUGGAGCCAAUACUUACCAGCCUCCAAUGGUGGAGAUUCUUGCUCGAAGAUGGCAAGAUCGAUGUCAAGAGGUUCGAGAAGCUGCACAAGCGUUGCUUAAGACAGAACUCUCAAGAAUGGGCGUUGAAGGUCGCCAAAAGUUAGUAGAGAGCUGGACACCCCACUUGCCAUCCCACAUGGAACCCCUUCCCACUGGACCAUCCCAUUAUAACAACCAUCAGGAACCGCCUCAUACACCACGGCUAGAGCAACAAAUUAACAAAGCAAAUACAGCGACUCCUCAAGCUACAAGCAAUGGCACAAGUGGGAACACAACCACUAGUGCUGGUACCAGUGAGCGUGGCAUGGAACCUCAUCCACAGCUUGAUGAGGAUCAUUAUGAUGAGGAGAUGGAUGGAGAAACAUGCCGUGAAGUGGUAGCGCAGUCUGAAGGGCGGAGGAAGCAGGCCACUGCAAUCAUUCUCUUAGGGGUUAUUGGUGCUUACCAUGGCCAGGAUUCUGCAGAAGGAUUUGGCUUAGGCAACCUAGCUAUGCAGACUAGUAAAGCCUUAGCAUACUUGGUAUUGGCACCAUCUUGUCCAAAACUGCCUGGGCACACGCCACUUAGAAGAGCUGCUAUUGAUCUGAUUGGUCGUGGAUUUCCUGUUUGGGAGCCUUAUCUGGAUGUAGCUAAGAUAUUACUGGCACUACUUGAUUUUUGUGCUGAUACAGAUCGUUUAGCUCCCAGUAUGAAAUAUGGAUUGCCGCUCAUCCCAGAGGCAGACUCUUGCCGAACUUCCUCCAACGCAUUAACACUUAUAGCAGAAGCAAGACCCCCUGCCUUCAUCACUACCAUGGCUCGAGAAGUUGCCCGCUUUAAUGCUCUGCAGCAGAAUGCUCAGAGCCUCCAGCUUAACAUACACAAUACAGUACUACAUCGUGCAAAAACCGAGAUUUUGAGAGUGAUGGAGUACCUCAUAGUUCACAAAAGAUGUCACAUAAUGGACCUCAUGGUUGAGGUUAUGGACAUUGUGCUACAUUGUGUGGAUCCUGGUCACCUGAAGAGUCGUGGGUUGAAUGAAGUGUUUCCAUCAAUCUGUGGUUUCCCGCAGGUGUCACACUGUCCACACACCAGACGAAUUGCCACUGGUGCCAAAAAUGGGAGUAUUGCAAUGUAUGAACUAAGAGCAUCCAAGUGCCAGAUGAUUCCUGGUCAUGGGAGUGCAGUAACAGCCCUCUCUUUCUCUCCGGAUGGCAAAUAUUUAGCGUCAUAUUGCAUGGGAGAAAACAAACUCUCCUUCUGGCAGACCUCGUCAGGAAUGUUUGGUCUUGGAGCUUCACAAACCAAAUGCACUAAAACCUUCUCAACUGCUCCUGUGCCUGACAUAGUGCGAAUGAACCCUCAACGGCUGCCGAAGUUGGUGUGGAUCUCAAACAAGACGGUGGUGCUCAUGAUGGCAGAUGGAACUGAGCAUAGGUUCAAUGCAUAGUCAUAGAUGGUAUAGGAACAAAUGAAUAAAAAAAAAUGUGUAGAUUUAAGGUUACACUUUUACAAAGGUUUAAGAAUACUGUACAUCCGAGGUGUUGAUCAGCCUUGCAAAGCAGAGAGUGUUUGUGAUGUUCAUGUAUGUUGUACAGUGGAAUUAGUUUUACUGCUUCAGAGUAUAGCAGUACCGCCAUUGAAGUUUUCUUUCUUUCUUUCUUUCUUUCUUUCUUUUCCCUCCUGUUAGCUUUUACUUUUUUAUAUAGAUAUAUAUAUAUAUUCCCAUGGCACCCCCAAAAACCCAUGUGAUAGCUCUUGUUUGGUUUGAUAUUAGGCUUGGGGAAUGUACCAUAAACCACUUUAUUGACUAAAACGAAAGUGUAUGCUUUUUGUAUACACUCCUGUUGAUUCUCUGUGCGAAGUUAUUGGUGAGUUAGUAUGCAGGAGCUAAUAUGACAUGCCUUACGAAUCUGCUGUUAUGUUGAAGAAAUGGUUGCUACUUAGCUGUAUGUCUUUUCUCCUUAAAUCCUUCUUUUGUAGAUGACUCAAUUAUAGGGAUCCUUAAAGCAAGAUCCUGCUUACUGGAGGACUCAGAGAUACUUAUGUGUGUGUGUGUAUAUAUAUAUAAAACUGUGAGGAGAACAUGUCAGUUCAGAGUGAGUGUUUUUUUUUUUUGUUUUUGUUUUUUCAAUUAUCCUAUGUAGGAUAGCUUGAUCAAGUAAUGGGUAGAGUUGUUAUUAUUGUGCUCAAUGCACCUUACAGCACCUCACAAGACAGUGAAGGUAGUGAAAGAUGUUCAGGUGAAUGAAUGAUGUUCACACUCCCCUGUCCAUAGUAAUUUACGCUUCACUUAGAACCCAGAUGAACUUGAGCAUUCUCUCAAUCAGACUAGAAAAAGUAUCACUUUUGUUGUAUUUUUGUCAAGGCUACAACCAAAGAGGUUUUUCACCUUGUAUAUAGAGUACUAGACUGACUGUACACCACUAGUCCUCCUCUCAGGAGUCUGGGGAAAAGUGCAACCAUUACAGCAGACCACCAAGCUAUUAGGUCACCAAAUGAAGCUUAAAGUUGGCUUCUCUAAAUUUGCAAUGGCAAAAGUAGAUUGGUUUAAUCUUUAACAUUUUCACAUUUCCAGAUCAGUUGUACCCAAUUAAGGUAGGGUGUUGAUGGAAGAUUUUUGUAACCCAUUUAGCAUAGCUGGCGUGAAAAUGUAUGCCUUUUGCCUUUUGUGAAAGGUGCUAUCUUGUAUUCAAAAUUAUUAUGUGCAGUUCUCUAAAAUAUAUAUAUAUCUUAAUCUGAAUACACUAGAAAAUUUGAUCUAAUGAUUUAUAGUGCCAGAGAACCAGAUAUCAAAAAUGUUUUGUUAUUCUUAAGUAAAGACAUAUUUAAAAA
This is a messenger RNA of Penaeus vannamei (Pacific white shrimp), 5091 nucleotides long. Lineage: Eukaryota; Metazoa; Arthropoda; Malacostraca; Decapoda; Penaeidae. The record is from RefSeq and is a predicted model, not a curated record.